AUGGUCAAGACAAACUUGACAGUCAUUUCAAAUUUUGUUUUUCUGGGAUUUACUCACUACUCCAAUGUUGAAAUCAUCAUAUUUGUUCUGUGCUUGCUGAUGUACCUGGUCACCUUGUUGGGUAACAUCGUUCUGAUCUGCAUCACCAUCCUGGAUUCCCGCCUACACACACCCAUGUAUUUCUUCCUCAGCAACCUCUCCUUUCUGGACAUCUGGUACACCUCUUCUGCUCUCACUCCAAUGCUGGCCAACUUUGUGUCAGGCAAAAACACCAUCUCAUUCUCAGGAUGUGCCUCUCAAAUGUAUUUCUCUCUUGCCAUGGGCUCCACUGAGUGUGUGCUCCUGUCCAUGAUGGCAUAUGACCGAUAUGUGGCCAUCUGCAAGCCCUUGAGGUACCCCACCAUCAUGAACAAGAGGGUUUGUGUGCAGAUUGCAGCUGGCUCCUGGGUGACAGGCUGCCUCACGUCCCUGGUGGAAACUAUGUCUGUGCUGCAUCUGUCUCUCUGUGGAAAUAACAUUAUCAAUCAUUUCACUUGUGAAAUUCUGGCUGUCUUGAAACUGGUUUGUGUAGACACUUCCAAAGUGCAGUUAAUCAUGCUGGUGGUCAGCAUACUUCUUCUUCCUAUGCCGAUGCUUCUAAUUUGUAUCUCUUAUGCGUUUAUCCUCACCAACAUCCUAAGAAUCACCUCAGGGGAGGGUCGAAGCAAAGCCUUUUCUACGUGUGCAGCCCACCUAACUGUGGUGGUUUUGUUCUAUGGGACGGCUCUCUCCAUGUACUUGAAGCCCUCAGCUGUCAAUUCACAAGAAAUAGAUAAAUUUAUGGCUUUGGUAUAUGCUGGAUUAACUCCCAUGUUGAAUCCUCUCAUUUACAGUCUACGAAACAAAGAGGUGAAAGUGGCUGUGAAAAAACUACUGAUUAAGAACCCUCUUUGUACUCUUCUCUUUCACAGUAGCAAAUAA
Molecule: messenger RNA, 960 nt
Organism: Phyllostomus hastatus (greater spear-nosed bat)
Lineage: Eukaryota; Metazoa; Chordata; Mammalia; Chiroptera; Phyllostomidae
Product: olfactory receptor 13F1-like
Exons: 1
Coding region: 1-960 (319 amino acids)
Biological process (GO): G protein-coupled receptor signaling pathway
Cellular component (GO): membrane
Molecular function (GO): olfactory receptor activity; G protein-coupled receptor activity
Source: RefSeq, a predicted model, not a curated record